Molecule: messenger RNA, 1114 nt
Organism: Megachile rotundata (alfalfa leafcutting bee)
Lineage: Eukaryota; Metazoa; Arthropoda; Insecta; Hymenoptera; Megachilidae
Product: piggyBac transposable element-derived protein 4-like
Source: RefSeq, a predicted model, not a curated record
AUGAAAAAUGAAGAAAUAUGUGCUGACGAGAUUUCUAAGGUUGAAUCCACAGAACUUCAUAGUGAUAGCGGGACGGACAGCGAUAUAGCAACGCAAUUUACGCGGAAGUGUACAACUAGGAUAAUAUAUGACAGCAAAUCCAGCGACAAUAACUACCAAACAGACAGUCAGUGGACAAAAUAUGAUCCAAAAAGAAACUUAGAAAUGUUUGCCGGUAAUUCAGGUGUCAAAAUAAAUCCAAAUAACCCUCAAAGCAUAAGUGAAAUUGUCGAACUAGUCGUUGCAGAUGAUUUUAUAGAAAUGGUCACAAUUGAAGCUAACAGAUAUUAUGAUCAGAUGCACCGCAGAUAUAAAGGUGUAAGGAAAACAAAAAAGUGGUACAAUACUACAGUUUCCGAGAUGAAAAAAUUUUUCGCAUUAAAUAUUUUGAUGGGACAAAUACGUAAAACUACAAUACAUGAUUAUUGGUCAACACGUCAGUCAAUCGCUACACCUUUCUUUUCAAAAAUAAUGACAAGGCAUAGAUUCCUUCAAAUUUUGCGCCUUCUGCACUUUUCCAAUAAUAUACAAAUGGCGUCAAAUCCAAGCAGGUCAUGUAAAAUUCAACCCGUAAUAGAUUACCUUUUAAAUAAAUUUAGCACCGUAUACAAACCCGAACAGGACCUUUCUUUAGAUGAAGCUAUGAUACCAUAUUGUGGAAGAUUGUCCUUUAGAGUUUAUAAUCCGAGCAAAAUAACGAAGUAUGGAAUACUAGUUAGAAUGUUAUCUGAGUAUAAUACAUUAGCUGAAAACUUAUUGACGAAGAAAAUUCGUAUUUGCGGUACUGUACGUAAGAAUAGAGAUUUUCCAAAGGAUCUAAAUGAUGUCCAAUUGAAAAGAGAUGAAUUUGAUUUUCGGCGCAAAGAAGAAUGGAUUGCUUCUGAUACUGAACAUCAUGAUCUCGAAAAUUUACCUAGCACUAGCUCAAAAGCAGUGGGUCGAGCACCGCACUUUGACCCUCCUUACAGACUUUCAGGAGGCAUGAGAACUCAUCAGCUAGAAAGAAUUGCACGAACUGGGAAAGCAAAAUACCCACAAAAGCGUUGUAAAGUUUGCAAAACUCAUGGAAAACGAC